Phycomyces blakesleeanus NRRL 1555(-) is the source of this 1116-nucleotide messenger RNA. RefSeq lists its product as hypothetical. The record is from RefSeq and is a predicted model, not a curated record. The transcript has 2 exons. The coding region runs from base 1 to 1116 and encodes 371 amino acids. Lineage: Eukaryota; Fungi; Mucoromycota; Mucoromycetes; Mucorales; Phycomycetaceae.
AUGUUUAUUCUACUUCCACUUGCAUUGCUUGCCAACGAUUGCGUUGAUCUUCUCUCAUGUAUUUGCGCCUUCUUUCAGUUUUUUUCUUCGGGACUUUCCCUGACACUUCGUUGGCUACAUCCAAUUCUUGACAAUCAAGUCAACAAACCUUUUGUCACACCUUGGAUUCGAUACCUCCUCAAUCCCAACCAGACUUUUUGGGAUCUCCGCCUCCUUCUUGUUUUUCCACGUCUGCGGGUUUCAUUUUUACGAGCAAAGACCAGUGGGCUCUCUACUAUCCUAUCUGCCAUAUACUCUCUCCAUCGCGACUUUUCUUUACUUACACCUAGCCAUCCUACCUGUCUUUCUCUCAAGUUGUUGGAUGUAGUAAUUUACAAAGAUCCAUUUACCCAGGAUACUUCUGGCUGGAAAAUCCGUAUGGUGGCUGAUGUAUUUGUAUCCGAUUAUAACCUAUAUGACGUUCGCCCGCGACUCCCAUCAGAAAGGACUAACUUGACUUACCUGAUUGAAAAGCUGCUUCACGACCUUGCUAAGGAUCUGGCAGAAUUGGCUUUAUUAUUUUGGCGGUCAAAUUUGCUCCCAAGAGAACACUCCGACCUACUGCCUCCCACUCGCCCUCUUGUCAUUGACUGUACACCUUUUGUCUCGGCCCUCCAAAAUGGCCAUAAACGAUGGAGCGAUCUCUUCUCAAGACGUUUCUGGAAUUUAUGUCGAGACCCUUCUAGCUUGCCAUCUUUACGUUGCCCUCUGCGCCUUACCCGGUGGAAACUUUUGUGGUCCCUUCCUAUCCAUUAUACAGCCCGAAAUAUUUGGCACCGGGCUAUUCAAAACACCUUGUCCUGCCAAGUAACACUUCACCACCGUGCUUCAUCCAUCUUUCCCACAUCUACGUGCCACAUGUGCACAGCUAAUAACGACACGCUCACUCAUUUUAUUUACCAAUGCCCGCACAAAUGGUCUGUAUGGGAAAUUUCGUGGGAACGAUAUUUUGGUCAAACACCAUUGCCGGGUGACGUACACCGUGCACUAUUCUGCUUUGAUCUUCCCGCUCACUCGCUCCCAUACGUCCAUGUCCAAUCCUCUCAGGUUGUCAGCAGCAUAAUUUUAACAAUAUGA